AUGACCGCUCCGGUGGCUUCGACUGUGGUGUUUGGUCACCGAGGCCCCGAUGCCAACAAUUUCUGGGCACAUGCCGUGUACAAUGCAAUGGAUAGCUAUAAUGCUUCCCUCGAGGUGGGGGCCAAUCCACCGGUUGACGAGUUCCCAUUUCUUCAGUGGAUACCUGACUCGAUGGCUUACUGGAAACGACGUGUCAAAGGCUCGUUCAAGUGCAUGGAUGACACGUGGAACGAAGCUCGUAGGCUCGUCAAUGUUCGUCGACGGAAAGGGAUCAAGCGUGAUUGCAUCAUCGAGUCUAUUCUGGACGGAGAGAGACACGGCGAGCUGGAGCUCAACGACCAUCAGUUGAAUCACUUCAUGGGGGUCUUGGUGGAAGGUGGCGCGGACACGACUGCAUCAGCCAUGUUGACCUCGGUCAUGUUCCUGGCUAUGCAUCCCCAGUAUCAGGAGAAAGCUCGUAAAGAGCUCGACGCCGUCUGUGGCACGUCCCGGUAG
Cladophialophora psammophila CBS 110553 is the source of this 495-nucleotide messenger RNA. RefSeq lists its product as uncharacterized. The record is from RefSeq and is a predicted model, not a curated record. NCBI's taxonomy places the organism in Eukaryota, Fungi, Ascomycota, Eurotiomycetes, Chaetothyriales, Herpotrichiellaceae. The transcript is spliced from 2 exons. The coding region runs from base 1 to 495 and encodes 164 amino acids. Gene Ontology annotation, molecular function: monooxygenase activity; iron ion binding; oxidoreductase activity, acting on paired donors, with incorporation or reduction of molecular oxygen.